CCAGCGGGGGCUGAGGGACCUCUCGGACCCUCCUCGCCCGGCCCCACCCUGCUGGGCCCCGCCUGCUCUCGGUGGCUGCUGCUGCCGCCGUCGCCGCCUGGGGAAAGCUGGAGGAUGAGCUGAGUCUCCGCAGUUGUCACUGUCUCCACCGCUACCUACAGGGUGUGGUGUCUGCCUGAAGAACAUUGCACUUUAAAAGGAAAGAUGCUGUCUCCAAAUGAUAAAAAGUUAGAAAAGCUAGAUCCGUUUUACCGACCUUCAGUGUCCGAGCAGAAGACUAGUGCAGAAAUCAUAAGUGAAGCACGAAAUGCCUUAAGAACUGUUAGGACCCAAAGACCAUUUACACCACGGGAAGACCAAAGAAAACUAUUUGGACGUGCAUCUUCAAGAACACCAGAAAAUAGACCCCCGUCUUCCUUCAGCAUCCAUGCAUCCAGUUUUGAGUCCUCUGAUUCCAGACCCAUCUUUGGCACACGUCUCAGUCCACUAGAGCUUAAACCAAAACCUCCAGCAUCUCCUGCCACAGAAGAGGAUCCCUGCCAUUCCUUUCCAAAACCCCCAGUGGACCCCACGAAGAUUAGAAGGAUAAGCAGUGCCCGGGCGCGCUUACACAGGGCGGCCUCGCAGGGGGCUCUUCUGCCAGACAUGACCCUUCCUCCUGCUCAGCCAAAGAGAGUGGAAUCCAAAGAAACAGUUACGAUGGGGGACUCUAUGGUGAAAAUACAUGGGAUUUAUUUAACAGAAUCAAAUGCCAUUGGCCACUUGAGUCACCCACCUCAGCUAACGUAUGACGGAGACUUCGGUGAAAUCAAGGAGCAAGAAAUUUUCAAAGGGGCAGCAUCCUUGCCAUCUCAUCUCAGAAGGGGAAGGGACCAGGGGAAGAGGCGUUCAGGGGCCUCCUUAUGCUCCCGAAGCUCAGACCGGAGCAGGCUAGACACCAAAACAGACUCAAAACUCGACUUGCAAGAAAAAGAUACAGAAAUAGAAGUAGGUGAAGUCUUUUGGAAUACAAGGAUCGUACCGAUUUUGCGUGAAUUAGAAAAAGAAGAAAACAUUGAAACGGUUUGUGCUGCUUGCACACAGCUUCACCACGCUUUAGAGGAAGGAAACAUGCUUGGAAGUAAAUUUAAGAGAAGAAGUAUUCUCCUGAAGACCCUAUAUAAACUUGUUGAUGUUGGCUCAGACAUGCUGAGCCUUAAACUUGCAAAAAUUAUUCUAGCACUUAAAGUGAGUGGAAAGAAUCUUCUUAAUGUCUGCAAGCUUAUAUUUAAAAUUAGCAGGAGUGAGAAGAAUGAUUCCCUGAUUCAAAAUGAUGGCAUUCUGGAAUCAUUAUUGGAGGUCCUGAGAAGUGAAGAGCUGCAAGCUAACACCGAAGCUUUCUUAUACUGCAUGGGGGUGAUCAAAUUCAUUUCUGGAAAUCCAGGAUUUCUUCAUGAAAUGAUUGGCAAAGGUGCUGUAGAAAUAUUGAUGAAUUUGAUGACACAAAUAAACGAGAACACCAAGAAGUCUGGUACACGUUUGCCUAAUUCAGGCCACUUGUUAGUCCAAAUGACUGCUACGCUGAGAAACUUGGUUGACUCACCACUAGCAAGAAGCAAGUUGCUAAGCAUCAGUGCCCUUCCCCAGCUCUGCACGGUGAUGGAACAGUACAUAGGUGACAAGGAGGUCUGCACCAAUGUUGCCAGAAUAUUCAGCAAAGUUACUACUUAUCAUGACUGCUGUGUAGCCUUGGCCAACUACUCCAGAUGUUAUGCCUUGUUUUUGAAUCUGAUAAACAAAUACCAGAAGAAGCAGGAUUUAGUCGUUCGUAUUGUUUUUAUUCUUGGCAACCUGACAGCGAAAAAUAACCAGGCUCGUGAGCAGUUUUCCAAAGAGAAAGGGAGCAUCCCAACUCUGCUGUCUUUAUUCCAUACAUUCUACAAACUGGAUCUGCAUUCCCAGAAGCCCCUGCGGGAAGGAGAAGAGAGGCCCAAGGCGCAGAGGCCGGCCCAGGCGGAGGACGUACUCAUCAAGCUGACCCGCGUGCUCGCCAACCUGGCCAUCCACCCUAGCGUGGGCCCAGCCAUCGCCGCCCACCCGCGCAUCGUGGGCCUGCUCCUCGCCAUGCUGGAAUCUAAGUCCAUUGAUGAUUGUGAGGAGCUGGUGAUCAACACUACGGCAGCGAUCAACAACUUAUCUUACUACCAAGUGAAGAAUUCCAUAAUUCAAGACAAAAAGCUAUAUAUUGCUGAAUUGCUCUUAAAGCUCCUUGUGAGUCACAACAUGGAUGGAAUCCUGGAGGCUGUGCGCGUUUUUGGAAAUCUCUCCCAGGACCAUGACAUCUGUGAUUUCAUUGUGCAGAAAAAUGUUCACAAGUUCAUGAUUGCUCUGCUGGAUGCUAAGCGUCAGGAUAUUUGCUUUUCUGCCUGUGGUGUUCUUCUAAACCUCACCGUGGAUAAAGACAAGCGUGUCAUCCUAAAAGAAGGAGGUGGCAUUAAAAAGUUAGUGGAUUGUUUAAGGGAUUUUGGUCCCACUGAUUGGCAGCUGGCCUGCUUGGUGUGCAAAACUUUAUGGAACUUCAGUGAAAAUAUCACCAGUGCUUCGUCAUGCUUUGGAGAUGAGGCCGCCAACACACUCUUAGUCCUGCUCUCAUCGUUUUUAGAUCCUCUCUCCCUCUGUGUCCCGACUGUAGUUUAUAGAUACUAGGUUCUACUGAAAAGUAUGUACUCCAAGUAUGAACACCCUUUUGAAUAAUCUUUAUGGUGAUAACAAAUAUAAACUUUAAACUUUAUGCUCUAAACUUUAGCAUUUGGACUAUUUUUAAUGUCACACAAUAUAUAAAAUGAUCUCUUUAACAGCUCAAAGGUCCUAGAAACAAUUCUAAAAUGAUGAACAAAGGAAAGAGGUUCUGUGUGUCACUGUUUUUACAAUGUUUCCUGCACUGCUUCUAAGCCUUUUCAGAUUAUCUUCAUGUUUAGGGGUCGAUGAGAUUAUAGUUUCAAGUAAAUAAAAUCAAAGACUUCUCCUCAAGCUAACAUCCAACCUCCAUUUAUACAAAUUUGAUUUUUUCUUUGUUAUUAAGAAACUUGCUUUUAACAUAUACUCUUUGUCCCACUCUAUUAUUGUCAAAAUACACUGACACACUUUAUUAACUUUUUUCCUUUAAAUUAUCUGGUUUACAUAUUAAAUCCUAUAGCCUACAUUUGAUAAAGGCCAAACAUAAAGGAUUUACGUUGUUGUUAGUUAUCUAAGAAGUAGCUCCUUUUCACAAAUCAUAGAAUUUUAAAGCUGGAAGCAAUCUCAGGCCUUUAUGAAUGCAAUUUCCUCAUUUUAAAGAAGAGGAAAAAAAGCACUCAAUGUUAAAUGACUUAUAUUCACAAAGUUUAUUAGCAGUGAUUUUAGUAUUAGAACCCAAAUCAAAUGUCCUCUCUCUUAGUCUAGUGCUGUUUUCACUAUAACUUCCUUUUCUACCUAUGCAAUAACCUUUCUAAAAGGAAAGCCAUAUUUGGAUUAAACUUAAAAGCUUUUGCACAGCAAAGAUAACCCACAGAAUGGGAGAAAAUAUUUGCAAACGAAGCAACUGACAAAGAAUUAAUCUCCAAAAUAUACAAACAGCUCAUGCAGCUCAGUAUCAAAAAAACAACCCAAUCCAAAAAUGGGCAGAUCUAAAUAGAGAUUUCUCCAAAGAAGGCAUACAGAUGGCCAAAAAGCACAUGAAAAUAUGCUCAACAUCACUAAUUAUUAGAGAAAUGCAAAUCAAAACUACAAUGAGAUAUCACCUCACACUGGUCAGAAUGGCCAUCAUCUUAUCUCAAAGAGUAAAUGCUACAGCUGUUGCUGGGAAUGUAAACUGGUUCAGCCACUAUGGAGAACAGUAUGGAGGUUCCUUAAAAAACUAAAAAUAGAGUUAACCAUCUGAUCCAGCAACACUACUCCUGGGCAUAUAUAUGGAGAAAACCAUAAUUUGAAAAUACAUGCACCCCAAUGUUCAUUACAGCAGUAUUUACAAUAGCCAAGAUAUGGAAGCAACCUAAAUGUCCAUCAAUAGAGGAGUGAAUAAAGAAGAUGUGGUACAUAUAUACAGUGGAAUGUUACUCAGCCAUAAAAAGGAACAAAAUAAUGUCAUUUGCCACAACAUGAAUGGACCUGGAGAUUAUCAUGUUAAGUGAAGUUAAGUCAGACAGAGAAAGACAAAUACCAUAUGUCGCCGCUUACAUGUAGACUCUAAAAAAAGUGGUACAAAUGAACUUAUUUACAAAACAGAAAUAGAGUCACAGAUGUAGAAAACAAGUCUAUGGUUACUGGGGGGAAAAGGGGGGAGGGAUAAACUGGGAGAUUGGAAUUGACAUAUACACACUACUAUAUACAAAAUAGAUAACUAAUAAGGACCUACUGUAUGGCACAGGGAACUCUACUCAAUACUCUGUAAUGACCUAUAUGGGAAAAAAAUCUGAAAAAACAGUGGAUAUAUGUAUAACAGAUUCACUUUGCUGUACACUUGAAACUAAUACAACAUUGUAAUCAACUAUAUUCCAAUAAAAAAGGAUACUUUUAUUUAAAUUCUCUUAAAAAACAGACAUUUUAUUGACUAUGUAAUGGUUGCUUUUACCUGAAGAGAAGACAAACAUGCUCUCUCUUUUUUCUAUUUCAAAACGUGAAGCCAUCUCUUCCUGACUUGCCUCUUCUUCAUCUCGACAUUCCUGUAACUGCUUCAUCUUUUCCAUGAGGGCUUCGACCUCAAAGAAGGAAUCACUUACCUGAAAAGAAAGUGCAAUUAAGGUUACAUAUGUCAAACACGGAAUGAAACUUUUGAAUUUUAUUAAGUCUGUUUCAUAAGAAUUUGCAUCUUAAUACAAUAUAAGAAAAGAUCUUCUUAUAAUUUUAAUGCACAUGGAUGAAUCAAAAACAAUUAUUUGGGGCUUCCCUGGUGGCGCAGUGGUUGAGAAUCCGCCUGCCGAUGCAGGGCACAUGGGUUCGUGCCCCGGUCCGGGAAGAUCCCACGUACCACAGAGCGGCUGGGCCCGUGAGCCAUGGCCGCUGAGCCUGCGCGUCCGGAGCCUGUGCUCCAGAACGGGAGAGGCCACAACGGUGAGAGGCCCGCAUACCGCAAAAACAAAAAAACAACAAUUAUUUGGCCUAUUAUAUAUACAGAUAUUUAAAUUUUAAAAUAUAAGAGAAAAAUGAUUUUAAGAACACAUUCUAAUGUUUUACCUUUUAUUACUAAAAUUAGUAAUAAUAUUACUAUCAAUGCUAAAUUUUAAAAAUUUAACACUACUUGUCGAUUUAAAACAGAACUGAAUAUUUAAGAGUUAAGCUUUUACUUGCUCAAUCAGUUAAAUAAGGUACACAAAGUAUAAGUGCUUUUGCAUCAACUGUGUACACUGGGCAUGUUGUCAAUAGACAGGCAUACCUCAGGUACAUUGUGGGUUCAGUUCCACACCACUGCAACAAAGCGAGUCAUGAAUUGUUUGGUUUUCCAGUGCAUAUAAAAGUUAUGUUUAGGGACUUCCCUGGUGGCACAGUGGUUAAAAAUCUGCCUGCCAAUGCAGGGGACAUGGGUUUGAGCCCUGGUCUGGGAAGAUCCCACAUGCUGUGGAGCAACUAAGCCCGUGCGCCUCAACAACUGAGCCUCUGCUCUAGAGCCCACGAGCCACAACUGCUGAAGCCCGCGUGCCUAGAGCCUGUGUUCUGCAACAAGAGAAGCCACCUCAACGAGAAGCCCGCACACCGCAACCAAGAGUAGCCCCCGCUCGCUGCAACUAGAGAAAGCCCGCGCGCAGCAACGAAGACCCAAUGCAGCCAAAAAUACACUGUACUGUACUGUACAUUAUACUGUAUACUGUACUAUACUAUACACUAUACUGUUUAUACUGUAGGCUAUUAAGUGUGCAAUAGCAUUAUGUCUAAAAAAACAAGGUACAUACCUUAAUUUAAAAAUAUUUAUUGCUAAAAAAUGCUCAACACCUGGGAACAGGGAGCUUAUCUACUAGGGAAGUUUUUAAAAAUUCUAUUAUUUCACUAUUAUCUCAUUUAAUAAAGGGAUAACUAGGAACAGUACUUUUUCUUUAGCCUUGUACUAAAUCAAAGGUGGGGAAGGACAACAAUCCAACUCUAAGCAUCCUAGCAACUGAUGUACUCUCCCUUAGACCAUCUCAUAACCUUUAAGCUUUGAUAAAUAAUCAGUGGCCAUAUGCAGGCCUCCAACAACAAUCCAGAUAGCUCAACAGAGGGUGGAACUGAUGGUCUUGGGCGUUGCCAGCACAGCACAGUGAUCAACCAUGGGAACAUGAUUUUCCCUCCUGUGCUAAUCUCACCAUAUGUAAAUGCUACCUCUUAUUUAGUACCUGAUAAAUGCCAAGCACUGUACUAGGCCUUUUAACUUCUUUUUUUUUUUUUUUUGCCUUUUACCUCUUUAGAGACAUUUCAUUUAAACUUUACAAUAACCUUGUGUUUGACCUUCAUUUAGAAAUGAAAGAAUGGAGGCUCAGAGAGGUUAGAUAACUUGCCCACAGUCAAAUAUACAUUAACAGUCAAAUACACGUUAAAGUCAAAUAUAUAAAUUUAACCUGUCCAAAUCUGUUUAAAAUAAUACAACUGAGAAAAUCUGUGCAAAGUAUUCAGAAGACUGUAAUGUUGUUUCUCUGAUUUCAAUUUGGAAAUAUAAACCCUUUUCUCUUUCACUACAGCUAAAGAAUGCAGAGGGAAUUUUGACUCAUCAUAUAUAGAAUUCAAAUUUGCUUAUAGAAAAUUCAACUCAUUCUGAUCUGUUUCAAAGGAAUAACAUAACUGAGAAAAUAUAAAAGCCAGAGAAGAGAAGGAAUAGAGAUAAAAGCAUUUUAAUAAAUUUACAUUCACUUUUAUAUAUAUUUGUGAGAAGUUAAAACAUGAAGUAUUUUAAAAGGAGAAAUUCCAGAUCAAGGCUGAUUAAAUCUUCUAAAAAGUAAUUAAGAAGACAGCCUGUUUCUUCUGUGCAAAAGGAUGUGAUCAGCAUCAGGAAGUUUCUACCACCAAGUUCCACUGUUCUCAGUCUCCCCUCAUCUCACUCAGUAGCUGUUCAAUACCAGAUGGCUCUGAUGGGGCACAUUGCUGGUGGCUUCUGAUCCUAAAAUUAUUCAAAUGUAACCUCCUAGAGGGUCUUAUAAUUUUGUAUGUCCCUUAGCAUCAGACUAGUGCUGAGCAUUUGGAGGCAGACAAUAAAUACUUGCUGAAUGAACAGGUAUGGGGGCCUAAUAUCUUUUUGGACUUAAUAGGGUAGAUUUUCUUAAAAGCCAAAUGAAAAAAUAAUAUAACAGCAAUUACUGUGAUUACUCUUAGGAUGAUCCUAUAAUAAAUAAUAGAUACUUACCGAAACAUUUCCUGCUGAAUUGACCUGCAUCUCAUCCACACUGUGAUUGCCAUUUGUAAUGUCACAGAUGCAGUAGUUACUAACAGAAGGAGGUCUGAAUGUGUGGCCACCAUCACAAUGAAUUUCUGGACUGAUUCCACAGCCAAAUGUGAACGAGGCAAGAGAAUGAUAGUGUGUAAGUAGAACUACUGCAUGUACCAGUUCUGCAAGGGACCAGCUGUGCUCUUCAGCUUUCAAAAGUCCCUUGGGAAAAAAAACGAGAACAUUUUUAUGCUGGGGUAUGGUAUUGAUGAAAGAAUACAGUUCAUCUUGGUAUUUAACCUACUGAAAACAGGAUUAGUUACUAUAUAAAACUUAAGAUAAAAUUACAAUUUGAGGCAUGUAGAACCCAGAAUUUGCUAAUUUUUAUGAAUAUGUAUUCACAAAUAGAGCUUAAGAUAAACUGAUAACGACACAUUCGUUAUUAUUUUGACUUUCUGAAAUCCUGAUUUAAAAAUGUAGAAUACAUUUUGUUUAAAAGCAGUUGCCAUAUCUCAGAUGAUGGAUUAUGAAUGCAUUAACUAUGUUGUUAGUGCAGUCUCAAACCAAAUGUAAUGAAUUUGUGUUUAAAGUAGAAGCUACUGUGUAAAAUACGCCUGUUUUUCUUUAUUAUCAGGCCUCCUCAAGGAAUUUUUAAAAAGUGGUUUGAACAGCUUGACUCUGAAUAUUCUUAAAUCAUCAAAUUAUAUUUAUUUUAAAAAUUAUGCUCAAGGUAAAGUCUACAGUUCUUCAAAGUCUUACAAAUCUGUGUCCAUUCUGCUUCAUUAUCUAUUUUAUAAUAUGUAAUUUUAUAUUACUAGACAAUGUAACAGACAUUGCAUUAAUCAUAUUCAAAUCUUGUAUCUCCUUGAUAAAAAGAUGCUUCAAUUACAUAAAAGAAUCUAAAAUAUUCUAGGGAAUUCCCUGGAGGUUCAGUGGUUAGGUCUCUGCACUUCCACUGCAGGGGGCAUGGGUUCCAUCCCUGGUCAGGAAACUAAGAUCCCACAAGCCUUGAGGCAUGGCCAAUAAAUAAAUAUUCUAAAAAAAGAGAAAGACAACACCAAAAAUAUAUUGUAUUUUUAAGAAUUUCUACUGCAUGGUAGAUUCUUUUAGAGAAUGUCCAUCUACUUUUAUUCUAUUAUCUUUAUUAAUAAAUAGAACCAGACAAAACUAGUUUAAAAUGGUAUUUUAAAAAGAUAACACAACAAGAUGCCACUUUACAUCUAUCAGAAUGGCUAAAAUCCAGAACACUGAUAACAACAAAUACUGACAAGGAUGUGGAGCAACAGGAAUGCUCAUCCAUUGCUCAUGGGAACACAAACUGGUAUAGCCACUUUGGAUGACAGUUUCUUACAAAGCUAAUAAACACAAGCUUAUCAUACGAUCCAGCAAUCACACUCCUAGUUAUUUACCCAACUGAGUUGAACACUUAUGUCCACCAAAAAGCCUAUAUGUGAAUGUUUGUAGAAGCUUUAUUCAUAAUUGCCAAAAACUGGAAGUAACCAAGAUGUCCUUCAAUAGAUGAAUGGAUAAACUGAGGUACAUCCAUACAUGUAUUUUUCAGCAAUAAAAAAUGAGCUACCAAGCCAUGAAAAACCAUGGAGAAACCUUAAAUGCAUACUGACAAGCUAGUCUGAAAGGGCUAUAUACUGUGUGAUGCCAACUAUAUGACAGUCUGGAAAAGGUAAAACCAUAAAGACUGUAAAAAAGAGCAGUAGUUUCGGGGGAAGGGGAGAGAGAUGAAUAGAGGGAGCAUAGGAGAUUUUGAGAGAAGUGAAACUAUUCUUUAUGAUACCAUAAUGGUGGAUAACACGACAUUAUGCAGUUGUCAAAACCCAUAGAACUGUACAACACAAAGAGUGAACCCCAAUGUAAAUUAGACAUUAUUAAUUCAUCAG
Globicephala melas (long-finned pilot whale) is the source of this 9240-nucleotide messenger RNA. RefSeq names its product armadillo repeat containing 2 (gene ARMC2). The record is from RefSeq and is a predicted model, not a curated record. Lineage: Eukaryota; Metazoa; Chordata; Mammalia; Artiodactyla; Delphinidae. Gene Ontology annotation, molecular function: protein binding. Gene Ontology annotation, biological process: cilium organization; sperm axoneme assembly.